AUGAAUUAUUUAAGCAAGUAUGAAAGCAAUUUAUUAACAGAAUGGUUAAGUGAAAUGCUAAAAAACGAAGGAAAAUAUUUAGAACCAAUACUAGAUACAAGAUCAACAAUUUUAAUAAAAGAUAUUUGUAACAUGCUAAAACAGGACAUUCACGUUUUCGGUUUUGCUGUAGACACUAUAGAGGAAUACAUUGCACGAAAAUCUUCAAGAGGCGAAGAAAUAGAUGAUCCUGCUCUCACGUUAGUGUCCACAAUUUUUAUUUGUAGCAAAUACUUGGGGGAUCAAGAUUUAAAAAUUCCAUCUUUAGGAAAUAUAUUGAAAAAAGUAACCGGCCAUGUUUAUGAACCUAAAUUGAUUAGAUUAAAAGAAAUGGAAAUACUAACGGUUUUAAAUCAUAGUCUACCAAUUAAUAACAACGUAGAGGAUUUAAAAGCUUUCGUUACAAAAUUUGAAAAAGAAAGUCGCAUUAAAGUAUCAAUAUUGCCUAUCUGUAUAGAAAUUCUUGAACUGAUGUAUUUAACUAGAAAAGAAUGGUUUUACUCUUUAAAAAAGUUAUAUAUCAUUAGUAAUGAGGCAAUGAAGGUAUUUAAGAAACUUAUUACAAGCAGAUUUUACUUACCUAUAGGUAUUUUGAUCUACGUUUUCAAAAACACUUCUUAUUCUAAUACUUUAGAUGUUGAUAGCAUACUAGAAGAUUUAGCAAAUGGUUCAAAAAUCCAUAGUGACCAUUUAAACGCCUUGGUGUCAAAGAUUAAUGAAAUUAUGAAUAAUUUAUAA
Psylliodes chrysocephalus is the source of this 777-nucleotide messenger RNA. Lineage: Eukaryota; Metazoa; Arthropoda; Insecta; Coleoptera; Chrysomelidae. The record is from the annotation of a GenBank genome assembly.